Populus euphratica (Euphrates poplar) is the source of this 2789-nucleotide messenger RNA. RefSeq names its product histone-lysine N-methyltransferase, H3 lysine-9 specific SUVH4-like. Lineage: Eukaryota; Viridiplantae; Streptophyta; Magnoliopsida; Malpighiales; Salicaceae. The coding region runs from base 233 to 2551 and encodes 772 amino acids. The transcript has 17 exons. Gene Ontology annotation, molecular function: histone methyltransferase activity; protein binding; zinc ion binding. The record is from RefSeq and is a predicted model, not a curated record. Gene Ontology annotation, cellular component: nucleus.
AGCAGCUAGGAGUGGAGUGGACAGCGCUAGUCUUUUCUUCUUGGCUAGAAUUCCCGCCGGGUGUUUUUGUCUUGAAUGAUCCUCGAAUCCAAAUUCCGUUGGUUUAUAAAAACCCUACGUUACGCCAGUCUCGAGGUUUUCUGCUUUCGGACUCUCUCUCACAUUCCCCGUCCCUCUCUCCAGUGUUCUCUCUGGAAUUGCUCCUGCUGAAUUCGGAUAUUGGGAUUAAGUGAUGAAGAGUCCUUGCAAAGAAAGCAAAAUUCCCAGUUAUAAAUGUAUUAAGCAAGAACCUUCAAGUGAAGCAAUUGACGUUUCUGUGACAAAGAACAUUGCACAACGAGUUCAAAAAGUUGAGUCCAAGGGGUAUCUAGAGAGAAGAUGCAGCCCUAGGCUUAAAAAUAAGCCUCAAGAGAAAAGGCCGUGCUAUGAUGAAGGUCAGAGCAUGAAGUUAGAUGCUCCUGAACUCGACAUCUGCAAGAAAGAAGUUGAAGGAGAGUCAACAGGGCCUGGAGUGAGAAGAUGGUGUCCAAGACUUGAAAGUAUACCUGAUAAGAGUAGGCCAUUAUAUGAUGGAGAUCAGAGGAGGGAGUUAGAUGCUCCUAAACAUGAUGUGUGCAAGAAAGAAACUGGAGAUUAUAACCGGAAGAGACAUUUAGAAUCCCCUGUAGAUAAUGCUGGCAAGAGAAGAAGCUACAUUAAUCAUCCAAUGCAAGAAUGGCAACCUGAUAUCGAUAGAAAAGGCGGAGAAGAUGGGCUCAAAAGAAGUGGUCCGGCCCUUGGUUCCUUGCCUUUUAAAUUUGAUGACACAGAAAUUGAGUUAGAAAACAAUGCUAAUCUGAAAUGGACGGACUAUCAAAGUUUUGUAGCUGAUAGUAUCAAACAGAAGGCAUGUACAGCAGUGAAAGAGACAGCAAGGACGUUUAAUAAUCAUCACCUUAGCUGUGUUCAGGAAGAAGAGAAGAAAUAUGAAAAGCUAGAGGCCAGAGAUCCUCAGGUUGCUGAUUAUACUGAUAAUAAGGGAAAUUCAUCCACUGCUAAGUGUACUUCAAAGCAACCAAUUCCGAAGGAAAUUUCCGAGGCGUCAAAGAAGAAUGAACAAUCAUACACUGAAAAACAAGUUGCUUAUCUACCUGGUAUUGCUGUUGGGCAUAAAUUCUUCUCUCGAGAUGAUAUGGUGGCUACAGGUUUCUGUGGACAUUGGUUGAAUGGAAUUGAUUACAUAUGCAAGCUUUGUGGCAAAUUGGGUAAGCACAAUGAGUAUAGCAGCCUGGUAGCAGUAGCAAUCGUUUUGUCUGGACAACAACAAGAUGGUGUUGAUUGUUUAAAUGAAGUAGUGUAUACAGGCCAAGGCAGAAACAACAUGAAUGUUAGUAAGAGUCAAACUAAAGAUCAAGUUAUGCAUUGUAGUAAUUUGGCUCUUGAGAAUAAUAUGGAGCAAUCUGUACCUGUCAGGGUCAUCUGUGAGCAUAAACGUGGUGAUAAUCAAAGUGGCAAAGUUUACACAUAUUGUGGUUUGUACAAGGUUGUACGUUGCUGGUCUUUUAAAAGGGCUUCUGGAUUUACUGUUUCUAAGUACUGUUUGAAACGACUUCAAGGGCAGCCCAAAGUUGAGAUAGAUGAGGUUUGUUUUGAACGAGAAAGAACUAUUGGCAAAUUGCAUGGCUUGGUGUGUGAGGACAUCUCUUUUGGGAAAGAAGACAUACCUAUUCCUGUUAUCAAUAUAAUUGAUAAUCCUCCUAUAGCACCUCCAGGCUUUAAAUAUAUGAAGUCUGUUCAAGUUGCAAGAAAUGUGAUCAUUCCUCCAAGUGCCUCUGGGUGUGAUUGUAAAGGAAAAUGUACAAAUCCAAGGUCUUGUUCUUGUGCUCGACUUAAUGGCUUUGACUUUCCAUAUGUGGACAUAGAUGGUGGCAGAUUGAUUGAAGCAAAGGAUGUGGUGUUUGAAUGUGGUCCUGGAUGUAGCUGUGGUCCUAGUUGCAUUAACCGUGUCUCUCAGCGGGGAUUGAAGUACCAACUCGAGGUCUAUCGUACAGCAGACAAAGGAUGGGCUGUUAGGUCUCGGGAUGUAAUUCCUUCUGGUGCUCCAGUGUGUGAAUACUUUGGAAUUCUUAGGAGGAAUGAUGAGUUGGAUAACAUAUCUGGGAAUGAAUUUAUAUUUGAUAUUGACUGCUGGCAUACAAUGAAUGAAAUAGGGGGAAGAGAGAGGCGACAAGGUGAUGGGUCUGCACCUGCAAUUGAUCCUCUGAAGAAAGUAGAUGUCAAGAUGGAUGAAAGUGAAUCUGAGUUUUGCAUAGAUGCGGGCUCUUGUGGUAAUGUUACCAGAUUUAUUAAUCAUAGUUGUCAGCCCAACCUCUUUGUCCAGUGCAUUUUGAGUACCCACCACGAUAUCCGACUUGCUCGAAUUGUGCUAUUUGCAGCAGACGAUAUACUUCCUAUGCAAGAACUUACUUAUGACUAUGGCUACGUGCUUGAUAGCGUUGUUGGUCCUGAUGGGAAACUAAAACAGUUGCCGUGCUGCUGUGGCACAGAUGAGUGUCGGGGGCGCUUAUAUUAGGGGUUGCAUUUUGUUACAUCUCUACCUGUAUGCGUGCGGCCUUUUGGACUGCAUCUUGCCUCCUCCACAGGGUCUUACGAUAGGUAUUAGUUAUUUAUAGUCAAAACGAAAUCGGUGUAUACUUGGUAGAAAUGUAAUGAAAGCAAGAGCAAUUAAUAUCGUUUUUUACCUGUUUGAUAAAGUCAGAACUAUCUGUGUUUUAUGCUUUCACUACACUAAUAAUUAUUUUUUUUGGAUU